UGAUUCGAUCUCAGCCGUUGAUAUUAGGUCACUCAAGGGUUUAUAUUUUGAGCUCUCCUGUGUACCUACUUCUCUUAUAGCCGUCGAACUCUCUCCCUUUUCUGUCUCUCUCCCUCUCAUCGCAGAUCCAGACUCAACAAUGGCCUUUGUCAAGGCUCAGAAAACCAAGGCUUACUUUAAGCGGUUUCAGGUCAAGUUUAAGAGAAGAAGAGAGGGGAAGACUGACUAUAGAGCCAGGAUUCGCCUGAUAAAUCAGGACAAGAACAAGUACAACACUCCAAAAUAUCGUUUUGUUGUGCGAUUUUCCAAUAAGGACAUUGUCGCACAAAUAAUAUCAGCUAGUAUUACUGGGGAUAUGGUUCUUGCAGCUGCCUAUUCUCAUGAGCUUCCUCAAUUUGGGCUUGAAGUCGGUUUGACAAACUAUGCAGCAGCUUACUGCACUGGACUUCUGUUGGCUCGUCGAACUUUGAAAAAGCUUGAAAUGGAUGAGGAAUAUGAGGGCAAUGAGGAGGCUACUGGGGAGGACUAUUCAGUUGAACCAGCAGAGACUAGGAGGCCAUUCCGUGCUUUACUUGAUGUUGGGCUGGUUAGAACCACAACUGGAAAUCGUGUUUUUGGUGCUCUCAAGGGAGCUCUAGAUGGUGGUUUGGAUAUCCCUCACAGUGAUAAGAGGUUUGCUGGCUUUUCAAAGGACAGCAAGCAGCUUGAUGCUGAAGUUCACCGCAAGUAUAUCUAUGGUGGUCAUGUUGCUGCAUAUAUGAGGACAUUGAUGGAGGAUGAGCCAGAGAAAUACCAGCUUCAUUUCAGUGAAUACAUCAAGAGGGGAAUUGAGCCAGAUGACAUGCAGGAGUUGUACAAGAAGGUUCAUGCUGCAAUUCGUGCUGAUCCAACUGCCAAGAAAUCAGAAAAGCAACCACCUAAGGAACACAAGAGGUAUAAUUUGCGGAAGAUGACAUACGAGGAGAGGAAAGCUAAGUUGAUUGAGCGAUUGCAAGCACUUAACUCUGCCGCUGAUGAUGAUGAGGAUGAUGAGUAGAAGUAUAAUAUUGGUAUUUGAGUAUGAAUAUGCUAAAGUUUCCUUAGCGCACAUCCUACUUUUAAGUUUUAUUUGGAACCUAGUGUCUUAAAAAGUUAUUUUUGUUUAUUGCUUGGUGCAUUGGACUACUACUUUUUAGAUGACAAGAUUUUGAAAUGUUUAGUUUGGUAUGAAAUGCAAUUUCAAUUUUGACUUGGCAUUGUAAAACAUUUUCUGAUUUUAUUGGGUUCACCUUUUACCUUC
Molecule: messenger RNA, 1279 nt
Organism: Hevea brasiliensis (rubber tree)
Lineage: Eukaryota; Viridiplantae; Streptophyta; Magnoliopsida; Malpighiales; Euphorbiaceae
Product: 60S ribosomal protein L5
Exons: 9
Coding region: 140-1036 (298 amino acids)
Biological process (GO): translation; ribosomal large subunit assembly
Cellular component (GO): cytosolic large ribosomal subunit; ribosome
Molecular function (GO): 5S rRNA binding; structural constituent of ribosome
Source: RefSeq, a predicted model, not a curated record